Molecule: messenger RNA, 750 nt
Organism: Haliotis rufescens (red abalone)
Lineage: Eukaryota; Metazoa; Mollusca; Gastropoda; Lepetellida; Haliotidae
Product: protein app1-like
Exons: 3
Coding region: 1-750 (249 amino acids)
Source: RefSeq, a predicted model, not a curated record
AUGACGACCUUUCUGCCUCCCGUGUGCGACCAUAAAAAAUGCCAGGUCGUCCUUGCAGGCUCAAAUGAGAUAGAAUGGUUGCCUGGGUCGUUCCUAGGUGUACGAAAAUCAGAAAAUAAAAUGUACGGGUGCGUUGAAAAUGACGCUGACGGAAACACGACGAACUACUUCCUUUCCGAAACAGCAUCAGAGGAUGGAACUGUUCUGAAUGUUCAGAUUAAAGGCCCGAGUGUGGCUUACGCACCACAGACACCACAGGCACCACAAACACCACAGACACCAGAGGCACCACAAACACCACAGAUACCAGAGGCACCACAAACACCAAAGAUACCACAGACACCAGAGGCACAACAGGCACCACAGGCACCGGAAGCACCACAGGUACCACAGACACCACAGGCACCACAAACACCACAGACACUGGAGGCACCACAAACACCACAGAUACCAGAGGCACCACAGGCACCAAAGAUACAACAGACACCAGAGGCACCACAGACACCACAGGUACCAGAGGCACCACAGGUACCACAGACAUCACAGGCACCACAAACACCACAGACACCAGAGGCACCACAAACACCACAGAUACCAGAGGCACCACAGGCACCAAAGAUACCACAGACACCAGAGGCACCACGGGCACCAAAGAUACCACAAGUGGCACAUCAGUUGGAGGUCGUCAACUCUGGAGAUGAACCAUGUUUCCUGAGGAACCGAGGUCCUGUGUAUCUCUACAAAUGGUAG